Molecule: messenger RNA, 1290 nt
Organism: Glarea lozoyensis ATCC 20868
Lineage: Eukaryota; Fungi; Ascomycota; Leotiomycetes; Helotiales; Helotiaceae
Exons: 2
Coding region: 1-1290 (429 amino acids)
Biological process (GO): nucleoside metabolic process; transmembrane transport
Cellular component (GO): endoplasmic reticulum
Molecular function (GO): catalytic activity
Source: RefSeq, a predicted model, not a curated record
AUGAAGUUCAGUAGCCUUCUAAGCCUCCUGCUUGGAGUUGAAGUCUGUACUGCGUCUUGGUUUCAACGUCGAGCCACUCCUUCGGUUUCCAACAUUCAGGAGAGAGAUACCAUCAUCGCUCCCAAAGUGAUUAUCAUCACAAUGUUUCCUCCUGAGGCCGAUGCCUGGCUCCAUCCAGCCAAUGUAUCCAACAGCAUCGACACCCUCCUUGCCCAAAAUAUUACCGUCCCAGGCUUCGCACCUCUCUAUCCAAAGAUUCACUGCCAAGCAUCCGGUGAGGCUUGUCUUCUCAUCACUGGCGAAGGAGAAAUCAACGCAGCUUCAACCAUCACUUCCCUUGUCCAUUCUACUGCUUUCGACUUGCGUCACACCUACUUCCUCAUCUCCGGAAUCGCAGGUGUAAAUCCCAACCAAGGCACCCUCGCAGACGUGAUAUUCGCCAAAUUCUCCGUCCAAUUCGGUUUGCAAUACGAGUUCGACGCCAGAGAAAUGCCAAAAGGAUGGAACACAGGCUAUGCAGGUCUGGGUGCCAAUCACCCAGAUAUGUAUCCCACCGCAACCUACGGCACCGAAGUCUUCGAGCUCAACACCAACCUGCGUGAUAUCGCCCUCGGAUUCGCUUCAUCAGCCACAUUGAUUGAUUCCCCUGAAUCCGUCAAGUACCGCGCAAACUACAACCUCCAAACCGCAGCAAAAUCCACCCCCAAAUUCAAACAAGCAAUCCGCAAACCAGCAGUCAAGAAAGGCGAUGUCAUGUGCUCAGACGUCUAUUACACCGGCACCCUGCUCGGUGAAUCCGCAGAGAAUACCACCCGACUCUACUCGAACGGCUCCGCAACCUACUAUAUGACCGCACAGGAAGACAACGCAACACUCGAGGCCCUCCUCCGCGGUGCCGCGCACAAAGUCCUCGACUUCUCCCGUGUCAUCCUCAUGCGCUCUGCUGCCAACUUUGACCGUCCACACCCCGCAAUCACCAGCUACGACAACCUCUACACCGUCGUGCAAGGUGGUUUUGGCUCUUCGCUGAAGAAUCUGCAGAUUACGGGUACUCUUGUUAUCAGAGGGAUCAUCAAUGAGUGGUCCACACGCUUUGAGCAAGGUAUCAAACCUAGCAAUUAUAUUGGUGAUAUCUUCGGGACGUUGGGCGGCACACCUGAAUUCGGACCCUACAUCGUCGGUAACAACCCCGUUCAAGGACGUGAUGUAGGUGCCGUAACGGUAGCUGGAAAUCCUGUUGGGAAGGGUAAGUCGGGGUAUCACGCCGCUUUGAGGGCCCAAGGCUUUUAG